AUACGGAUAUUUAUCCUCAAGAAUCAGAGUCAGAAUCAAGUGAAGAUACUACUACAGACGAGGAAUCUGAAGAUAUUGUGCAGAUUCCUGAGGAACUUCAUGAAUGGGUUAAAAACCGUAAAUCAAUGUUGCCUCGAUAUCAUGGUGGUAUUGGUCACAUACCUGGAAACAUUUUAUCCGUUGAAACAAUUGAUAAAGCAAAAUCUUUUAUUAAACGGAUGGGAGAACAACAUGGUGAGUCAAUAGCCGUACGAAAGUAUACACAAAAAAAAACAAGUGAACAAAUAACCGUAACUUAUGAAAAGGAUGAUAUAACUCUUCUUCCUUCUCACUAUUUGUAUAGUCGUCUUCAUAUUGCUUAUAACUUAAUGCAUCCAAAUAAAUACAUUAAAAAAUUACCUCAUGACCCUCAGCAAUCUGAAAAAUGGUAUUAUUUAUCAUUAUUAAAAAUAUAUCAGUUUGGUUUCGUUGAUGAAGGAAUUGACAAGCAUUGGCAUGCAAUUUAUACUGAAGUUGAUUGUGGAUUCGGUUCUACUAAAAAAGAAUACUCUAGAUUAGAAAUUUGGUAUAUUGAUCAAUUAGCUGAAGUAAUCGAAAGAAGUUCACCUAAUAACAUUUCCGCCAAAGUAAGGGCUACAGAUCCUUGGGACGAAUUCAAAUUGAUUAAGCAAUAUGUUGAUAUAAAUCAACUAAAUCCUCGGAUACUUCCACAAAAAGGUCUUUUAGCAGAAAAACAAGUAGACUUGUGGAAAAAUAUUGGCCCAUACUGCCCAAUUGCAUUUCGCAAUAAACUUUGUUCAAAACUACCAGAUAGUGUAAUAGAGAGGGUUGAACAUUUGAAAGGGGCCC
This is a messenger RNA of Racocetra fulgida, 849 nucleotides long. Lineage: Eukaryota; Fungi; Glomeromycota; Glomeromycetes; Diversisporales; Gigasporaceae. The record is from the annotation of a GenBank genome assembly.